Molecule: messenger RNA, 309 nt
Organism: Chrysemys picta bellii (western painted turtle)
Lineage: Eukaryota; Metazoa; Chordata; Testudines; Emydidae
Source: RefSeq, a predicted model, not a curated record
AGGAGCUGGUACAUGAACGGCAACGUGCUAAUUGUCAUCGUCAGCGUCUGCGUCAUCCUUCCCCUGGCGCUCAUGAAACAUCUCGGCUAUCUGGGGUACACCAGCGGGCUCUCGCUGACCUGCAUGGUCUUCUUCCUCAUCUCGGUGAUCUACAAGAAGUUCCAGAUCUCCUGCCCGCUGAACGGGACCGAGCCCGUGACCCCCCUCGUCUACUACAACGGGCACAACACCAGCACCAGCGCCGCCAGCACCACCGGGGACGAGUGCACGCCCCAGACCUUCACCGUCAACUCCCAGGUGGGAGCGGGG